GGCGGCCGGCUAACGUGGGGUCGCGGCCCGGUGGCUCCGCGGCUCGGCGUCUUCCGCUCCGCCCGGUUCGCCUGGCUCGGCGCACAGUCCUCUCCCGCCGACGGCCUCGAGGCCUCUCGCCGACGCGCGGCCGAGACACCGGGGGGCGCGCGCGGGAGGCGGCGGCGGGGAGCGGGAGCGGCCACCCCGCGUCUCGGCUGAGCAGCCGGCUCUCUUGCUGGUCACCAAAUGCCACAGAUAUAGAUGAAAGAAGACAUUUUUCACCUGUGGAGCAGGAUUCACAGAUGGAUUCAGUGGAAAAGACGAGCAACAGAAGUGAACAGAAGUCGAGGAAGUUUCUGAAAAGCCUCAUCCGGAAGCAGCCGCAGGAGCUGCUGCUGGUCAUCGGGACGGGCGUGAGCGCCGCCGUGGCCCCCGGCAUCCCCGCGCUCUGCUCCUGGAGAAGCUGCAUCGAGGCCGUCAUCGAGGCGGCCGAGCAGCUGGAGGUGCUGCACCCCGGGGACGUGGCCGAGUUCCGCAGGAAGGUGAUGAAGGACCGGGACCUGCUGGUCGUGGCCCAUGACCUGAUCCGGAAGAUGUCUCCUCGCACCGGUGACGCCAAGCCCAACUUCUUCCAGGACUGCCUGAUGGAGGUGUUCGACAGCCUGGAGCAGCACAUCCAGCACCCGGCCGUGCUGCAGUCCAUCCUCAGCCUGAUGGACAGAGGCACCAUGGUGCUGACCACCAACUACGACAACCUGCUGGAGAUCUUCGGGCAGCAGCAGAACAAGCCCAUGGAGUCGCUGGACCUGAAGGACAAGUCGAAGGUUCUUCAGUGGGCCAGGGGCCACAUCAAGUACGGGGUUCUGCACAUCCACGGCCUCUACACCGACCCCUGCGGCAUGGUCCUGGACCCCUCGGGCUACAAGGACGUCACCCAGGACCCGGAAGUCAUGGAGGUCCUGCAGGACCUGUACCGCACCAAGUCUUUCCUGUUCGUGGGCUGCGGGGAGACGCUGCGCGACCAGAUAUUCCAAGCGCUCUUCCUCUACUCGGUGCCCAACAAGGUGGACCUGGAGCACUUCAUGCUGGUGCUCAAGGAGCACGAGGACCACUUCUUCAAGCACCAGGCCGACAUGCUUCUGCACGGGAUCAAGGUGGUGUCGUACGGGGACCAUUUUGACCACUUCCCGGGAUACGUGCAGGACCUGGCCACCCAGAUCUGCAAGCAGCGGAGUCCGGAUGCCGAGCGAGUGGACAGCACCACGCUGCUAGGUGCCGCGUGUCAGGACUGCGCAAAGAGGAAGAUGGAGAAGAAUGGAAUGGAAGUUUCAAAGAGACCCCGAUCCUCCGACGCGGAUGAUGCUGGCGGGUCUUGAGAUCUUUAAAGCCAUCGCCAGGCUGCCACGCGAAGCCGCUUCUGCGCCCGCAGUGCUGUCCGUGUCCACGCCAUCAGGAGCCCGCCGCCAGGGCCCCCUCCCCCCACGCGCCCCUCAGUGGGGCCUGCGGGCGGCUCCGAGGUGACACAAUCAGGGACACCGCAAGGACUCCGGGCCAGCUACCUCAGGGACCGAGGCUGCAGGAGGGGGACGCCCGUGGUCCCCAUUGCCACGCCACGCGCUGCCCCGGCCGGGGCGGGCGGUUCCCUCUGCAGGCGAGCGCGAAGACCGGCCAAGCCGAGAGCCGCGGCGCGGAUGCCGGACCGGCUGCUUCCCCGUGGGGACGCGUUGCCUAGUGUAGGAAACCAGGAUGUUCCCCCAUUGCUAAAUAUAGAGAGCGCGCCUCCAGGCGCUGGGGGCCCGCGAAUGCUGCGUGGUUUUUCUAAGCCCUGACCGGACAUCCUCUGGAAUUCGGACGCUGCCCUAACUUCUGAAGAAAUGACAGGUCUGCCUGUUGGUGCAGAGUCCAGACAGCCAGAGGCCUUUCCAGAAGAGGAGCGGAGUGUGCCAGGCCAUGAUGAGACUGACAAGGGAGGGGCACCAGGGGGCACGAGACCAGGUGGAGUCUGAGUUCGAAGCUCCCCACAUCUCGCUGCUGUGGUGGCCCAGUCUUUGUCCUCUGACGGCCCGUGCCGCCCCCUGGUGGCUCACGGAGAGGCUUGCGGGACCCGCGCACGGAGAGCUCUGCGCUGUGCCCGGGGCUGCCACCAUUGUGCCAGGGGCCUCCUGGAAGUGCAGGACCUAAGACGAAGCCGCCUCUGAAAUCAAGUCCUGCAGGGUUUUAAGUUGCGGCCGCAGUCUUGGAUGAGACACCCCCAUAGCUACAGGAAAGUUAGGCACAGGAAACCGAAGCUGGGGCGUACGGGGCAUGGGUCAAGCCAGAGGUGUGCAGAAGGUCCUCCUGCUGCUCCUUUUA
Messenger RNA from Perognathus longimembris pacificus (Pacific pocket mouse), 2334 nucleotides. RefSeq names its product family with sequence similarity 118 member A (gene Siral2). The transcript has 10 exons. Lineage: Eukaryota; Metazoa; Chordata; Mammalia; Rodentia; Heteromyidae. Bases 285 to 1358 code for a protein of 357 amino acids. The record is from RefSeq and is a predicted model, not a curated record.